Molecule: messenger RNA, 3193 nt
Organism: Phalacrocorax carbo (great cormorant)
Lineage: Eukaryota; Metazoa; Chordata; Aves; Suliformes; Phalacrocoracidae
Source: RefSeq, a predicted model, not a curated record
GGCCGGGGAUCGGGGAAUGGAGGCGGGCGCGGCGGGCAGCUCUCGCGCGUUGCCGGCGGGGGACGGCGGGCCGCGCGCCCACCUGGCCGCGCUGGUGCUGGCGCGCGGCGGCAGCAAGGGGAUCCCGCUGAAGAACAUCAAGCUGCUGGCGGGGGUGCCGCUCAUCGGCUGGGUGCUGCGCGCCGCCGGCGACGCCGGCGUCUUCCACAGUAUAUGGGUUUCUACAGACCAUGAUGAAAUUGAGAAGGUUGCAAAGCAGUUUGGUGCUCAAGUUCAUCGCAGAAGCCCCGAAGUAUCUCAAGACUCCUCAACUUCUCUAGAAGCUAUCAGAGAGUUUCUUAAUCAUCACCAUGAGGUUGAUAUUGUAGGAAACAUACAAGCAACAUCUCCCUGUUUACAUCCCAGUGAUCUUAUAAAAGUGGCAGACCUCAUCCAGAAGGAGGGGUUUGAUUCUGUCUUCUCUGUUGUGAGACGGCAUCAAUUUAGAUGGAGCGAGGUAAAAAAAGGAGAAAACAAAAUGACAGAACCCCAAAAUCUGAAUCCAGCGAAACGGUACCGGAGGCAAGAUUGGCCUGGGGAGCUGUAUGAAAAUGGCUCAUUUUAUUUUGCCAAGAGACAUUUGAUUGAGAAAGGCUACUUGCAGGGUGGUAAAAUGGCCUACUAUGAAAUGCGUGCAGAGCACAGUGUGGAUAUCGAUAUAGACAUUGAUUGGCCUAUUGCGGAGCAGAGAGUAUUGAGCUUUGGAUAUUUUGGCAAAGAGCCAUUAAAAGAGGUGAAGCUAUUGGUUUGCAGUAUUGAUGGAUGCCUGACAAAUGGUCGCAUUUACGUGACAGAAGACCAGAAGGAAAUGGUCUCCUACGAUUAUAGAGAUAUUGUUGGUAUCGAUCUAUUAAAGAAAAGAGGAAUCCAGGUUCGACUCAUCUCUGAAAGAGACUGUUCAAAAACGCUGUCAGCCAUGCGGUUGGGAUGUGUAGCUAAAGUUAGUGCAACAAAUAAAUUACAGGUCUUGGAGGACUGGCAAAAAGACAUGAGUUUGAGCUGGAAAGAAGUCGCUUACUUAGGAAAUGAAGAGUCUGAUGUGGAAUGCCUGAAGAAAGCUGGCAUGAGUGGUGUGCCUGCUGAUGCUUGUGCAGUUGCUCAGAAGGCUGCUGGUUAUAUUUGCAAAAGCAGUGGUGGCUGUGGAGCUGUCCGGGAGUUUGCAGAGCACAUAUUUCUGUUGUUAGAAAAAGUGAACUCUGCAAGAAAGCAAAUGGAAGAACUGAGUUCAGCAGGAAAGGAAACGGGAGGAAAUGAGAACGGCAGGAGAGGAAAUAAGGAACUAAGGAUAAAGGAGUAACACAGCUGGUCAAUCCUGCUUUUCUUCUUUUUCCCCUUCCUCUCUCAGUAAGUCUAUAUCCCAAAGGAUGGCUUAUCUUUUGAGUUUACAUUGCAGUAGAGUUAAAGGUGUUUCCCUCUAAUUAAAGGUUCCACUUUGAUUAAAUGCUGAUAUUCAUGAAUGUAUGCUGAUAAGCACGAUUAUAUUAAUGAUUAUUUUAAAAGCCAUUUAAGUGCAAUGGAAGGAAUGCUACGAAAGGUAGCAUCCUAUAAAUCUACUCUUGAUCGUUAUACCUGUCCUACAUGAAUGAUAUGUUUUAAUUUCAUAAACUGAAUGUUUUCAGGGAUCAGUGAUUGUGCAUGACUUGAGGAUUUGUAAUUCAGACUUUCAAAACCAAAUUUGUCAGUUUUACUCCUUUUGUUUACAAUUCCUCUACCAAAUGUCAGUAUGAUGUAGCUGCGUGCUUGCUUUUUACUUAAUUUGUUCCUAGAAAGGAAGAGUUUUAGCAUAUGCUGGAGAGGUCAGGUGUCAAAUAACCAUCAAACUUCAUCCUACACUUUAAAAGACAGGUCACUGUAAAACCAGUUAAUAUUAGUAUUGGUUAAGAAAAGCACUUAAGCAUGUGUUGAAUUUUAAGUUCAUAAACAAUAAAUGGCGUUUAGAAUUGUGCCAUUUAUCACUGUAUCUGUUUAUAUUAGUUUUUUUGAAGUGCUUAAAUUAACAUACCCAAACAAUUUGCCAAAUUUUGAGUUAAAUUUCCCAUUAAGCUUGAGAUCUUUCCUUUGUAGAAACUUGCUUUCUUUCUAUGAAGACUUUAUUACAAUCACUAAGGAUUAAAAUAAAAAGAUCUUUAGUGUUUAUUGUAUGGAAGAGUAAAAAUGCUGUUUAAAAAAAACCCAAAACAUAGUUGUUGACUGUGAGUUUAUAAAAAAUAUUCAGAUUAUUUUUAGCAUGUUAACUUAAAGCUGUUGUAUGUGUAUGUUUGUAUUUAUGUACAAUACCAUUUUUACUGUCUUGAUUUUAAAGAACUCGGAUAUCUGUAGAAAGUUGUAGAACUGACACUAAAAAUAUGCAUUAGUUUCCAAUCCUAGUAUUUACCAGCGAGUCAAGUUCUGCCUUGGGUUAUGGUAAAAAAUAAAUACCCAUGGUACCCAGGCAGUUACUACUGAGGUGAGUGAUAAUGGCUUGUCAUAUUAUUUUGUUUCUCUGCUAAAUAGACACUCCCAGUAUAAUAUCACCUGACGUAUUGCCCUCUUUUGAUUAACUUUGUGCUUCCUUUUACAAAGCAAAACUUCAAACGGAAAUUCUUUUACCACCUAUCUACAGUAGCAAGGUUAACAGGUGAAUAGUUCACCAUACUCAUCAGCUCUAAGUUAUCAUUAGGUAUUUCCUUUCAUUGAGUUUCAGCACCAGAUAAACCCUAUGGACUUUGAUAACAGGACAGCCACAGUUUGGACAGAACUAUGGACUUUGCUAUAGGUAGAUGAAUUAUUUUAGCUGUAUAGACUAUGUGGUAAAGUUUCAGAAGUCCAGAUUGGAUGAACUAUAUGUCACAUAAAAUUAGCCAAGUUUUUAGUUCACUUCACCUUGUCAUCAUCAAGUAACUUGCUGGCUUGGAUUUCAAGAACAGUUUCCUGUGAAUUGAUAGCUUUGAACAAGGUGACUGUUCAAGGUGAACUUGAUUCCCAUUCCUUUUGUUAGAGAAAGCAAAAAUAUGAGUAAGUGCAAUUAAAACAGAACUAUGAGCUGGCAAUACUAUUUGUAGCUUACUGUUUGAAUCAAGAACUCUUCUAAUGUUUCAGCCCUCUUGGGGGCAAUUCUUGAGUGUUUUGUGUGUGUGGUUAUACGCUCUUAAAUAAACUUCACUUCCCUGUGUUC